CGAAUUCCAUUGUAUCAACAAAUUUACACUAUUCAAGACUACUCAAAUACUCUUACAAUUUGUCAGACUUGCUGUCAACAUACUUCGGUAUGGAGGCGUUGUGAUGACGUCUCGACGGAAGCAACUCCGCUCACUAACUAUAUCAAUACCCUAUCUUUCCCCCCCGGUUCCCCCGCUUCCAGUUUACACCCAUCAAUACGUGUUUUUUCAAUCGAGUCAUUCGCACAACAUGGAGCCUCUAACCCUUAUAUCCGCGACCCCUUCUCCCUUCGCACGCAUGAACCGGAUCGCGCUAGCUCUCAAAUCCAUUCCCUUCACCCUCAAGAACGAGAUACCGUGGGAAUCGGACACCGAGACGCCGAAAUACAACCCCCUUGAAAAGCUUCCUAUUCUGGUCUUCCCCGAUUCAGAUGGCAGACCCCCAGUUUAUGACAGUGCACACAUUCAAGAGUACAUUGUCCGGAAAUAUGACGAUAAGAGCCCGAAGCUCAUUACCGGGGAUGUCGAUCUGGAUCUUUCGAUUCGACAGAUCGUUGUGUUGAGCGAGGGUUGUCUUGAUGCGAUCGUUCUGCUUCGAUGGGAGGGUCGUCGCGACUCGUCCAAGCAAAGUCAACUUUGGCUUGACCGCCAAAACCGUAAGCUGGAUGGCGCGAUGCGUGCUUUCAACGACAUGGUGCAAGAGCGCAAGAACGAUGGCAAAGGAUAUCUAGUGGGUGAGGAAUUGACGAUUGCGGAUAUCGCGGUCGUUUGUACCGUUGGGUUUAUUGAUUUUGGAGAGCUGCGACCGCAGUGGAAAGAGAAAUAUUCGACGCUGAGAGAGUGGUUUCAGAGGCUGGAUGAGAGAAAGGAGUUUGCUGAAACAAGACCUGUCAUGUUUGAUUUGAAGGAGACGGUUGUUUGAAAGGGCAAAGUCUAUCAAAGCAGGCUCUAAAUCGUCG
This is a messenger RNA of Dothidotthia symphoricarpi CBS 119687, 938 nucleotides long. Its product is annotated as glutathione S-transferase domain-containing protein. The record is from RefSeq and is a predicted model, not a curated record. The transcript has a single exon. Bases 230 to 901 code for a protein of 223 amino acids. Lineage: Eukaryota; Fungi; Ascomycota; Dothideomycetes; Pleosporales; Dothidotthiaceae. Gene Ontology annotation, molecular function: glutathione transferase activity. Gene Ontology annotation, biological process: glutathione metabolic process.